Molecule: messenger RNA, 1013 nt
Organism: Mangifera indica (mango)
Lineage: Eukaryota; Viridiplantae; Streptophyta; Magnoliopsida; Sapindales; Anacardiaceae
Product: NDR1/HIN1-like protein 6
Exons: 1
Coding region: 119-895 (258 amino acids)
Cellular component (GO): plasma membrane
Source: RefSeq, a predicted model, not a curated record
UAACCAUCCGCGUAUUUGACUUAAUCGACAAAAGCUUCAAGCUUUUCUUCUAUAAAUUCAUUACGGCAUCUAACAAACAGACAGAUAUUUUCUGCAGCUUUCUUCCUUAAACUCAUCAAUGGCGGAUCAUCAACAGAAAAUCCAUCCAGUGCAAGAAGACGUCGAGGCCCAGCACACACCACCAACGGUUCCGUUGGUACCACGAGGCUCUUCAAAAUCUGAUCAAUCAGCUCCCCAAGAUGAUCCACAUGUUCCUCCAUUAAUUCAAAGAACUCUUCCUGUGGUUCACUCAAGACCUCCCAAAAAGAAAAGAAGUUGCUGCUGCAAGUUCUUCUGUUGGACUAUUUCUCUUCUUCUUCUCCUCAUAAUCGCCAUCGCAAUUACUCUUGGAAUCUUGUACCUUGUCUUCCAGCCGAAGAUACCAAAAUAUUCGGUCGACCGAAUGCAAAUAACCGAGUUCAAUUUUUCCAGCGAUUCGAGCUUAGAGGCGACGUUUAAUGUCACCAUUACUGCAACAAAUCCGAACAAGAAAAUAGGAAUAUAUUACGAAGGGGGGAGCCAUAUAACUGUGUGGUACUCAGACACGCAACUAUGUGAAGGCUCCAUUCCAAAAUUCUACCAGGGCCAUCAAAACACAACGGUGCUUAAUUUGCCAUUGACAGGGCAAACGCAAAACGCCACAGCUUUGGCUACAUCAAUACAGCAGCAGCAGCAACAGAGUGGGAAUGUGCCAUUGGAUCUGAAGGUUGAUCAGCCCGUGAGGGUUAAACUUGGGAAAUUGAAGCUGAUGAAGGUCAAAUUUGCAGUGAGGUGCAAUCUGGUGGUAGAUAGCUUAACCGCAGAUAACUCCAUUAGUAUUCAAAGUAGUAGCUGUAAGUUUAAGCUCAGGCUUUAAAUUACAGGUAUUGAGGGAUUGGUGUAAUUUUUAGGGUGCUUCCGUUGAGCGUUUUUUUUUUUUUUUAUGCUACAUAGAUUAUCAUUAUUAAUAUAAAUUAUUCUUAUAUUUUAUUAAA